Huiozyma naganishii CBS 8797 is the source of this 1038-nucleotide messenger RNA. RefSeq names its product Esc2p (gene ESC2). The record is from RefSeq and is a predicted model, not a curated record. The transcript has a single exon. Bases 1 to 1038 code for a protein of 345 amino acids. NCBI's taxonomy places the organism in Eukaryota, Fungi, Ascomycota, Saccharomycetes, Saccharomycetales, Saccharomycetaceae.
AUGGUGUCCUCUGACAGCGAUGACGACUUCUUCAACAUGGCAGGGUCUGACGCUGGGGAGCCGGUGCUCGCGGUGGCCCCGGUGGCCCCGGUGGUGCCGAAGAAGACCGCAACGGAGACGGUGCCGCUGGAGUUGGAGAGUAGUUCCAGCGAGAGUAGUCGACGGAGUAGUCGACGGGGCAGUGACCGUUCGGUAUCCACAGAGUCAGGGUCUGAUGAGAGCCCGCGGCGGAAACGACGUAAGAUGGGUACGGACUCGAGCUCGAGUUCGAGUUCGGAUGCCGAGUCAGGCCCUGACGAUGAGGAACAGUUCUUCCAAGAGUUGCUCAGGGCGAGGACACAGUCCGUGGAGCCCGCCGAGACUGCUACAACGUCGACGGUGCCCUCCCCCGUGUACAGAGUACGGUUCCAAUCGCAACUGGAGGGCACGCUGGGCAAGAGUGUGCAAGUGAAAGUGAUCGGCACACGACCACUGGGGACAGUGUUGCCCAGUGUAUUGAGUGCGUUGGUGAGAGCGUGUCGUGUACCACAGGUGUUGCAGGGUGGGUACACUGAGGGUGCCGUCGGGAUGUACCGUGGUGGGGCACGCGUGCUUCCCUUUAUGAACUGUAACUCGCUGGGUGUAGUGCAAGAGUUUGAGAACGAGGUGUUGGAAGUCGACGUGGUGCUGCGUGCGUUGAACCUGGAGACACCCGCCAGCGAUGUGUCUGGUGGACAGGAGGCAACCAACGGAACCGAGGCUGCAGCCUCCGUCCCUGUUCCCGUUCCUGCCCCCGCCACCGCUGCAAGUGAAUCCCCCGGUAAUCCCGCCCCCGCCCUGAUGAAGAUCGCACUGCUGAGCGCAGACAAUCGACGUCUCUACGUGAAGGUCCACGGCGGCACACCUUGUUCGCGACUGCUCGAAUACUACAGGAUGGAGCGUGGGCUUCCUGCCGGAGCACCUUUGCAACUACGGCUCGACGACGAGCAGGUGUCCCCAGAGACCCACAUAUCGGAACUGGACCUCGAGGACGGCGACGUCCUCGAGAUAGCAGAGUGA